Molecule: messenger RNA, 11448 nt
Organism: Ostrea edulis (European flat oyster)
Lineage: Eukaryota; Metazoa; Mollusca; Bivalvia; Ostreida; Ostreidae
Product: zinc finger protein 62 homolog
Exons: 3
Coding region: 679-1947 (422 amino acids)
Cellular component (GO): nucleus
Source: RefSeq, a predicted model, not a curated record
AAGUAAAGAGUCAGAUUUCAUUACAGAAUCAGGUGAAUGUUUAUAAAUAUGUUGUCUAGGUUGGUCACAUGCUGACAGUACAUGCAUGUCUCUUAUGUCUACACAUCAUAUAAAUGGAAAAUAAUUACUUAUCAGCAAUAAUGUUGUGUAUCAUUUUUAUGUGUGGCAGCUUUUUUCCCCACUGGUUAAGGAUAUGGAGUAAAAUAGCUUUCAAAAAUGACAGUAUUGGAAAAAAAAUACUUAGUACAGUAUAUAUACCAGUUGUACUGUGAAUAUUAAGUUUGUGCAUGUUGAAUCAUGAUGAAAUGAGAUCAUAUUAAACCACUAUUUGAUACCCUGCAAAUACAGAAGAGUUGUGUAUAAUGUAUUCAUUCUGAAAUAAAAGGAGGAGGUCAUAUUUUAUUUUUCAAGACUAGUCAUGUGUGCAGCCUUUUAAAGAUUUUUUUCUAGGCAGGAUUUCCAGUUAAAAACUUCCUUGAAAAUUAAGAAGCUUUAAUGUCUUGGCAAAGUUUCCAGAAAUUUAAAGGUAAAUAAUGCUGUUCACCAUACACCUCACGAAAUAAACAAGGCCUCCAUUAGGAUGGUUAAAUAUGAUUGGAUAUGAAUUGUAAUGAAAUAUUUUCCUAUAUAUAUGAUUUAUUACUAUAAAUACAACAAUUUCUUCAUGGAUGUACCAAGAUGACUGAUUUAUUGAAUGACCCAUCACUGACCUUAAAUGGCCUACUUAAGCCUGAAACUGUCCGGAAGUUGGGUGAGGAACUUCUGCCCAAUUUCACAGAGAUGGUUAGAUCCCAAGGGGCGAUGUUAUCUUUACCCGUGAUCCGGCCAGAGUCUCCUUGUCUUCCAUUGGACCUGCACAUGAGUCCAAAACGGUCUUCUUCUGAGGUAAACCAGGAGUCAAUACCAAGUUCACAGCAGCCGCAUGAUUCAACCAUUAGCCAAGAUCGGCAGCAUGAUACAGAACAAGAUCAGGAGGAGGUUGGUUAUUUUUCUUUGACACCUCAGCAAUUGAAAGACCGAGCUCAGGAAUUUUUAAUGUACUCCAAGUCUGGAUCCAAGAGAAAACUGAAAAUUCCUGUUUGUGUACCAGACGAUAUGGGGAUGGAAUGUGUGUCUGACAGGGAGGUUUUGCUGGGUUACUAUAAGGAAAUGAUGUUACAGAAAGAGGGAAGUCCUUGCAAACAGACCAGACAUUCAGUGUCUGAGUCUUCCACAGCAGGAGGACUUGUUGCAGAGGAAACUCGCAAUCCCGAGACAUAUUCUCCAACUUGCUCACCAUCAGAAAACAGUGCCCCUGGCAGUCCUAUCAACAAAACUGCAAGCAGCCCAACAUCAAAAACUGAGGGCAGUUCAGAACCCGAUAGCCCACAAUCUACAACCCAAGGUGGGCCAGAACAAGGUUCCUACCCAUGUACGCAUUGUGAUAAGAGUUUUGCCUACAUGGGAAAUCUCAAACGUCAUAUCAAGAUGCAUCACGGGGAAUACCGUCCGUACAAAUGCCAUUUGUGCAUAAAACGCUUUUGGGGCAACGACAGUUUGGAGCAGCAUGUUAAACGCGUUCAUUCACGAUUUCGACCAUACGAAUGUGCCCAUUGCGAUAAGAAAUACUCUGUUUGCUAUGAUCUCCAAAAGCAUGUGAGAAGUGUUCAUGGGAAAGAUAUUGACUGGAAUAUGGAUGUUCCCAGUAUUCCUUCCGAUGGGCAAGGGACCAAUCCAGGUGUUGGAACUCACAAGGUCACAGGGAUCAAAACUCAGGCACUCAAUCAGCUUAACCACAAGUGCAAGUUCUGUGGACGAGGUUUCGCAACCUUCAAUGGACUAGGUGUUCACCUGAAAAUGCAUUUCAGAUGCCGAGUCUGUUUCAAAGGUUUUAAUACAGAAUCUUCUCUUCGCAUCCACCUGCAGAAAGCUCACGACAUUGCUGGGGACCAGGAGUAUGUGCUCUGAUGGGCUGAGGUGAUUAGUUCACCAAGAUAUUAUAACUGAGCUUUGAUAAUCACAUGUUUUACAGUCCCAAAGUCUUCCAAGUUUCAAGAAUUCCAUUUUCUAUACUUAACAUUAUAGCUGGUGUAAAAUAUGUAUUUUUCACGUUUUUGCAGUGUUUUCUAUAGUUCACAGAUUUUAACUUUGUUAUUUGUAUUAAAGAUAAGAAUUUCUUGUUUAGUUUGGACAGUUUGAAAAUUGUCUGUUAUCGGUAAUUGAUGAUAUUGAGUAGUAUUUUGCAGCAUGCAUUAUUAAAGUUGUCUCAUAUUCCAUAAAUUAUAACAUUCCAUUUUUGUGUGCUUUCAAAACUUCUUUUUUUAAUGAGUGCUUAAAUUUACCUUUUUUUUUUUAAUUGAGUAGUUUAGUUGGAGUAUAUAUUGAAAACUAUGGCAUUCCAGAGCAUUUUUAAUGUCCAUUUUGGCAACUGUGGUGUCUAUGAAUUUUGAUGCAUCCAUCUGGCUUUCUGCCCAGUAGUUUUUAUGUCUUCAUUUUGCCACUGACUAAACUGUCACUGUCAUUUGCUAGAAUACAUCAUGUGAUUGCCAACCAUAUUUUUUGUGGAUGGUUAGUAACAAACCCAUAUCUAGCAGUGUGCUGAAACAGUGGAUUUGAAAGAAAUCAUGUUUAUGAAUUUGUUAAUGUUUGUAAAAAAAAUUUCUUUUUUGUACAUUAAGAUAGUGCUCCUUUAUUAGUGAUGUAGUUGAAUGUUAUUUACAGUGAAACUGGCGAGUACGAGCCAGAGCUGGCAUAUUUAUAGCACUAUCAUUUUUUACAUACUGUGUAAUAUUUCUUUAUAAUGAUAAGGUCCUCAACAAAAUCAAAGAGUGGUUACUCGAAAAACCAUUUACCCUACUGUCUGUGAGCUUUAUCAACCCAAUAUUUUUCUGUAGAUUGUCAGUUACAAAAGAAAUACAUAUGACUGAGAGGUCGUCUUUAAAGAUUCUGUAACUUCAUUACGUUCAUGGGUGUUAGGUAUUCAAGGAUAUAAAUUUGUAUGUACAAUGUAGUAAUCCCAUUUUAGAGUGGAAAGUGGAUUGUGCUGAAAAUAUAUAGCUCACCUGAGCUGAAAGGUCAAGUGUGUUUUUCUUGACAAAGUUUGUUUUUUGUCUGUCUUUCAACUCUUCACACCUGGACUUCUCAUUUAGAGUGAGAAUCACCGGAGGAUGAGGACUCAGAAACCAAAUUCCUGUCAUUAAAAAACCCUCACUGCUACAAGCCCGCAUGUCUAAAUGUGACACUCAUCUAAAGCUACAAGCCUGCGUGUCUAAAUGUGACACUCAUCUAAAGCUACAAGCCCGCGUGUCUAAACGUGACACUCAUCUAAAGCUGUUGAGGUCUCAGUAUGAGUGAAAAAUUCUGGAAGAAACAUAAAAUAAACAAUUCAAAUAUCACCUUAAUUUGAAAGGUAGACUUAAGUCUUAGAUUUUACUUAAAUUUUGACUGCUCAAAUAGAAGAAAACUCAAACUUAUGUUUGAGAUUUUUUCAAGAAAUCUAAGCCAGGGUUGAUCCAAAAUACAAUGUAGAGUUUUAAAGUUGCAGCAAUUACUGCUUAUGUGAGCAAUUAAUGGAUGAGGCUCUUGUUGAAAAUCAUGACUAUUAUUUUGUUAUCUUUGAUAAAGACUUAAUGUUCGCUACCUUGAAGAUAAAAAAUGUCAUUUGUACAAACUAGGGAAGAUGGGAAUUCAAAAGUUAUUGCCACUUCAGAAGAUUUUUGUAUGUGCUAUUUGAAGCUUCUUUGAUUGUAAAAUAAGAAAACUCGUACACAUAGAAUAAUGAAAUUGGAAGUUGUUUUCCCUUUCAUAUUCAAAUAUGAAUACCGGGGUAAUGUCCAUAGUAAUUCAUAAGAUAUCUACAUAUAUGGAGUGCUUUAAUAAUGUAUAUGGUCUGAACGAUAACAAAAAUGCAUUUUUCUUUUCAUAUGAUAUCGUAAAAUGUGUUGUUUGUGCUUUUCUUUAAUCACCUCUACUUUCACUUUCAAUAUUUAUUAUGAGUUUGCUGUGACCUAUAAAUUACAUUUUUUUCCAAUUUCAGUGAAAUUUGUACAAAAUUGUGCACUUUCCAUUACAGCUAGUCUUCAAAUUGUUUUGUGUUCCUUUGCAAACUGGUUACAAAGUCUCACAAAUUUUUUUAGAAUUAAGUUAUACUUACACAAUACCAUUUAGAUUAUUAUCCCAUCGCAAUUCAUUCCAAGAAGGGAUAUAUAUAUAUAUAUAGUAACAGGACCGUUUGUGUGUGAGUGAGUAUGUGGGUAAUACUGAGCUUGUAGACGCACUAUAGGCCACAUUUUUGCUUGACUAAUAUUAUACUUCAUGUGUAGCUUUGUUAUCAAGAGAGGAAAAACCUUAUUGAUUUUGGGGUCAAAGGUCAAGGUCACUACAAGAUUUGAAUCUUCAUAGGAAAAGCUUGUAGACACUCGUUGCAAGGGGAUAUGACCCGCCUUGUGGAGCUCUUUGAAUUUUUUAAACAUGUACUACUCAGACAAUAUCAUAUAAUUUUUUAAGAAUAUGUACUUAAUUUAUUUUACUUGAUCUAAAGCGUACAAUGCCUAUUAUUUUUUAGGUUGUCCAGUUAAAAUUAUCCUCAGAGAAGAAUAUAUUGAGAAACAUUCCAGUGCUAUUUGCUUAGGGAACUACAGUUUUUUGUGUAUAUGCAAAUUACAUAAAUUUUUACACAAAUUAAUCAAAUAUUUUUUCAUAUGAGUGUAUGAAAAAUCAAUGAAAUUGUCCACUAUUUGCUUUAAAAAAGUACCAUUCGAUAAAAACAGAAUUUUAUAUUAAGGUUGCUCACUACAUCUUGAAAAAGUUUCUAAGAUCAACACAAAGUGAUUUAAUCAUGAAAGAUAAAAUUUGGUAAUAAGUACAUGUGUCAAAAAGGUAGGAAAUAUGCAAUUUUGGAUUUAAAAAAAAAGACUUUGGGGGGGGGGGGACUCGAGAUCUGUAGGUCACUAAACCAAUACUUUAUCUACUGAGCUACGAUGAUAGACAAACAAAUAGAUCAAUACAAAUAAAUUUCACAAAACAUAUAAAUUUGCAUCAUGUGAUGAGGUGUCUUAAAAAGUAUAAGAUUUGAUGUAAUGAGCUACCUUAAAAUAAAAAAUGCAUUAAGUAUCUGUCAGGAAAUUUAAUGGCUACCAGAAAAAGGAUAUGUAAAUGUAGGACAAUUCACAUGAAAAAAAAAAAUUUCAUUCCUAUGUGAAUUGAAUGUUUUUGGUAGCAUUUGUAAAUGUACCAAAAAAAUUAUUGUGUGUAUAUUUGAAGGAGUUUUAAUGUUUCUUAAAGUUCAUUUCAACUCUAAAAAAUGGUUUUUAUGAAAGAAGUAUUGCCAGUCGACGUGCCAUAGUGUAUACAAAUCUUAUUAGAUGAAAAUCAUAUUGUCAUCGAACAGAAAACUGUUCUGAAACACUGAAUAUGAGUAAUUAGCAUUCAGUUAUUUUUAAUUUAUUUGCAAAAUGUACUUACUAUUUUUAUGACUUUUGUAAUUUUCAUACCAUACAUGAACAUUAAUUGUUUACAACUAUGCAAUUAAUCACUUUAGUAAUCGGUUAAUUAUCAUGUAUUUUUAAGAUGACAUACCAGAUUAAUGUUGAUAAUAAAUGUUGUUUUCCUGAGUCAAUAGGUAUUUGUUACGUGAACAUAUAAUACCAUCUGGUGAGGAUACUCAUAUGACUUUGUUGAAAUCACAUGACCAUAUUGCAAAAUGCAUCUAGAUGAGUUUUAAUGUGGUUGAACAUUAUAUUUUAUAAACUUUUAAGGUUGUUUCAUGUAUAUCACUCCAUUAUGUGACUUAAUCAAUAUUUUGCAGAUACUGUAGGUUCCCUAUUUCACGCGAGUACUUGAUUUGGCGAAAUGACUUGUAUACGUCAAAUCGUGUGAACAUUAAUUCGCAUAUAGUUGUUAAUCAAGAGUUCUUGCGUGUAUUUUAGCAACAGAGAAAUAAAUGUGAUGCCUCUCGUGAAAUUACGUGAGAAGGAAUUCCUUGCGUAUGUUUAGGAAUCUAUACGGUAUGUUCGAUGCAUUAAAUCUGUGUACUGCCAUAUUGGUUUGCAUCUAGAUUUUUAAAAAUUGUCACACAAUUUUUAUUAAUUUAAAGAUCAUUUAACUUUCUGUUGCUAACAACAUAUUAAUUAGUUGAAAUACAAUACACGAAUAUGUCAUAUUUAGUUCUUCUCUUUGAGACAUUCUUCUCUUUGAGUUCAUGAUUUUGUCUUGUGAAAUGAUAAAUGGAGUGCUAAAUUAAAAUGCCAGCGAGUAUCUAUUUGAUAAUUGAUUUGGGGGGGGGGGGGGGGGGUUCCUUUGCCCAGCUAAACUAGUAAUGCUGAUGUUGCAUCUGUUGCUUGAUAAAGGAGCUUGUGUUGCUUGCUGGAGAUUUUAUUGUAGUUGGUGAUGAUCUUAUUGAUGACAUGACUGGCAAACAAAUGUGAAAGUACCUAGUUUUCUUGUGAAUAAAUACUUUUUAAAAAUAACGUGUCAAUGGGUAAAUCUUCAACCAUCUCCACUCCUUGAUAGGAGUAGAAUAGAAUGAUACCAAAUCAUUUCACCUCCGAAUGAAAGUCCCUUUUAAUGUUUAUUGGAAUUGUUGAUUAAAUCAAAUUUUGUACAUAGAGGUAUAGCCAAGUGCAAGGGAUAUUGUACAGAGUAAUUUUCUUAUUUGAUAAUAUAAUUUUGCUGCUUCUUAUAAGUCUGUUCAACAUUAGAUUGAUUAAAAUUAAUUUUUUCUAAAAAAAAUUAAUCACAUUUUUUCCCCCUUUAUUAAAGGUUUAAUCAAAAGAUAUAGUGAAUGAAAAUUGUAUUUAGCUUCUAUUUUAUAGAAGUUGUAGUAUUAUGAUAAAGUUUUGCUAUCUUUACUGUCUCUCUCUUUUAAAAGUGUGUUGUGGUAUAUGCUUCAUCAAAUUUUGAAGGGGAAAUUAUGUUGAUAUUCAUUGAAACUGAAUUUAAAAAAAAAAAAAGAAAAAGGAAAUUGUGGUAAUACUUUCUUUUGUACAAGAUUGUUAAAGAAUGAUAAAUCCUUAACAAUUCAAUUGUAAUGAAAGCUUUAUGAUUAAUUAAUAUGCAGAAAGUAAGCUACUAAUAUUUUUUGUUGUGUUUUGUUUUUGAUUAUAGCAAUUUUUAUCUAAUUAUUGAAACACCUAACAAGAAUAAUCACAAUAAUUUUAACCCUUAAGUUUGAUGUGUAUUUUGAUACCAUAUAUUUGUUCUGUUACUUUGGGCAUUACAAUUGUUGAUAUGUUAUGAACUGUGGCAAUGGAUUUUAAUUCAGUGUAUGUAUUUUACCGUUCAUGUAUAUUUUACUAAUAUUUUUAGCUCACCUGAGCUGAAAGCUCAAGUGAGCUUUUCUGAUCACCCGUACUCCGGCGUCUGUCCGUCCGUCUGUCCGUCUGUAAACUUUUCACAUUUUCAACUUCUUCUCAACAACCACUGGGCCAAUUUCAACCAAAGUUGGCACAAAACAUCCUUAGGUAAAGGGAAUUCUAAAUUGUUAAAAUAAAGGGCCAGGCCACCUUCCAAGGGGAGAUAAUCAAGAAAAGGUAAAAAUAGGGUAGGGUCAUUAAAAAAUCUUCUUCUCAAGAACCACUGGGCCAGAAAAGAUGAAAUUUAUAGAUAAGCUUUAUUAGGUAGUGCAUAUUCUAAAUUGUUAAAAUCAUGGCCCCCGGGGGUCGGAUGGGGCCACAAUAGGGGGUCAAAGUUUUACAUACAAAUAUAUAGGGAAAAUCUUUAAAAAUCUUCUUCUCAAGAACCACUGAGCCAGAAAAGCUGAGAUUUAUAUGAAAGCUUCCUUAUAUAAUGCAAAUUCUAAAUUGUUAAAAUCAUGGCCCCCGGGGGUCGGAUGGGGCCACAAUAGGGGGUCAAAAUUUUACAUACAAAUAUAUAGGGAAAAUCUUUAAAAAUCUUCUUCUCAAGAACCACUGAGCCAGAAAAGCUGAGAUUUAUAUGAAAGCUUCCUUAUAUAAUGCAGAUUCUAGAUUGUUAAAAUCAUGGCCCCCGGGGGUCGGAUGGGGCCACAAUAGGGGAUCAAAGUUUUACAUACAAAUAUAUAGGGAAAAUCUUUAAAAAUCUUCUUCUCAAGAACCACUGAGCCAGAAAAGCUGAGAUUUAUAUGAAAGCUUCCUUAUAUAAUGCAAAUUCUAAAUUUUUAAAAUCAUGGCCCCCGGGGGUCGGAUGGGGCCACAAUAGGGGAUCAAAGUUUUACAUACAAAUAUAUAGGGAAAAUCUUUAAAAAUCUUCUUCUCAAGAACCACUGAGCCAGAAAAGCUGAGAUUUAUAUGAAAGCUUCCUUAUAUAAUGCAGAUUCUAGAUUGUUAAAAUCAUGGCCCCCGGGGGUCGGAUGGGGCCACAAUAGGGGGUCAAAGUUUUACAUACAAAUAUAUAGGGAAAAUCUUUAAAAAUCUUCUUCUCAAGAACCACUGAGCCAGAAAAGCUGAGAUGUAUAUGAAAGCUUCCUUAUAUAAUGCAGAUUCUAAAUUGUUAAAAUCAUGGCCCCCGGGGGUCGGAUGGGGCCACAAUAGGGGAUCAAAGUUUUACAUACAAAUAUAUAGGGAAAAUCUUUAAAAAUCUUCUUCUCAAGAACCACUGAGCCAGAAAAGCUGAGAUUUAUAUGAAAGCUUCCUUAUAUAAUGCAGAUUCUAGAUUGUUAAAAUCAUGGCCCCCGGGGGUCGGAUGGGGCCACAAUAGGGGGUCAAAGUUUUACAUACAAAUAUAUAGGGAAAAUCUUUAAAAAUCUUCUUCUCAAGAACCACUGAGCCAGAAAAGCUGAGAUUUAUAUGAAAGCUUCCUUAUAUAAUGCAGAUUCUAAAUUGUUAAAAUCAUGGCCCCCGGGGGUCGGAUGGGGCCACAAUAGGGGAUCAAAGUUUUACAUACAAAUAUAUAGGGAAAAUCUUUAAAAAUCUUCUUCUCAAGAACCACUGAGCCAGAAAAGCUGAGAUUUAUAUGAAAGCUUCCUUAUAUAAUGCAGAUUUUAAAUUGUUAAAAUCAUGGCCCCCAGGGGUCGGAUGGGGCCACAAUAGGGGGUCAAAUUUUUUUUAUUUUUUUUUCGGUUUUUUUUUUUUUUUUUUUUUUUUUUUUUGAUAUAGUGCAGAUUCAAGUUCAUUAAAAUCAUGGACCCCGGGGAUUGAAUGGGGCCUCAAGGGGGGCAUCAAAGUUUUACAUACAAAUUUAUAGGAAUAAUCUUUUAAAAUCUUCUUCUCAAGAACCACUGAACCAGAAAAGCUGAGAUUUAUAUGAAAGCUUCCUGAUAUAGUGCAGAUUAUAAAUUGCUAAGAUCAUGGCCCCCGGGGGUCGGAUGGGGCCACAAUAGGGGGUCAAAGUUUUACAUACAAAUAUAUAGAAAAAAUCUUUAAAAAUCUUCUUCCCAGAACCACUAAGCCAGAAAAGCUGAGAUUUAUAUGAAAGCUUUCUGAUAUAUAGUACAGAUUCCAAAUUGUUAUAAUCCUGGCACCUGGGGGUCAGAUGGGGCCACAAUAGGGGAUCAAAGUUUUACAUACAAAUAUAUAUGAAAAAUCUUUAAAAAUCUUCUUCUCAAGAACCACUAAGCCAGAAAAGCUAAUAUUUGCAUGAAAGCUUUCUGACAUAGUGCAGAUUCAAGUUUGUUCAAAUCAUGGCCCCUGGGGUAGGAUGGAGCUACAAGGGGGGAUCAAAGUUUUUCAUACAAAUAUAUAGGGACAUUCUUUUAGAAUCUUCUUCUCAAGAACCACUGAGUCUGAAAAGCUGAUAUUCACAUGAACAGCUUCCUAACAUAGAGCAGAGCUAAGUUUGUUCAAAUCAUGGCCCCCUGUUGUAGGAUGGGGCCACAAUAGGGGAUCAAAGUUUUACAUACAAAUAUAUAGGAAUUUUUUUAAAAAAAUCUUCUUCUCAAGAACCACUGAGCCAGAAAAGCUGAUAUUUACAUGAAAGCUUUCUGAUAUAGUGCAGAUUCAAGUUUGUUCAAAUCAUGGCCCCUGGGGGUAGGAUGGGGCCACAAGGGGGGAUCAAAGUUUUACAUACAAAUAUAUAGGAAAAAUCUUCAAAUAUCUUCUUCUCGUGAACCAUUGGGCCAAAGAAGUUCACAUUUACAAGAAAAAUUUCUGACAUAGUGUAGAUUCAAGUUUGCGAAAACUAUGGCCUCCAGGGGUAGAUUGGGGCCAUGAUAAGGACUACGGUUUUACAUGCAAAUAUAUAUAGAAAGUCUUCUGAUAUGGACCAAGGUGACUCAGGUGAGCGAUGUGGCCCAUGGGCCUCUUGUUAAAAAUAGAAAUUGUAUGAUUGAAGCUCCCACCAUGCCAUUUUGAUAUAAAUAUCGGAACUGGUCUUCUCAUUUUCAAAACAAUUCUAAAACAAGUAAACAUGUAAUGCACAACUCUAAUGAAUACUCAAAAUUAUAUCAGGACUAGAGAGUGGUCAGAUUGUAUGCUGUAUUAACAAGUACACCAUAUUUGAAAGACAUACAUAUCUUACUAUCAGUGAAAAUUAUACAGUAUUAAGAUUUGUUUUUCGAGACUUUUUGGCACUGUCAAUUCAUAACUUUUAAAAAGCUUUUUUUGUGAGCGAUUAAUAUCAUUUUAAUUAGGUUUUUGACAAAAGCAUUAAUAUUGUAAGAACUAAAUAUUUGCAAAACAAGAAUGGCAAAUAAAAUGGGGGUGUACUGUAAACAGGGUAUUAUUUCAACAUGGAAUUUUUCUUAAGUAAAUAACUACGCCCCUUAGAUGAGACGUAAAUGUACCUUUGUCAUGUUAGUAGUAAAUACUGCUGAUGUUUAUCAAUAAUUUGUUUGCAGUCAGUAUGUUUGGUUAAGAAUCAUAUUUAUAUGUCCAUUUCUUUCUUUAUCAAUUUGUAUGCAGUUAGUAUGCUUAGUAGAGAAUUUUUUAUGAAAUCUUUUGGUAUGAAAACACACCAGUACAUGCUUGUUGGGGUUGCAAAGACAGUUAUUAAUUAUUCCGCAUUGAAAUAUUACCCUGUUUGUAUAAAUAACCGGUUUGUGGAUUAACAUAAAAUAUUCUGCUUUUGUUGUACAUUUUGUUUUGACAUUGAAGGGAAAAAAACCGUAAUGGGCAUUAUUGAAUAUUUAAAUCUUCUUGACUUGAUGAAAUUUCCUUUCUUUUCUCCCUUGAAUAUUAUGAGUUUUUCAUGCAUCAUUCAGUAAUAAAAUGUAUAGAGAGAGUUUUAAAACAUGGAAUAUUUGUUCCAAAAGGAUAUUAAGGUAUGAUAUAUCCAUUUUACAUGAUUCACAAAUAUAGGUUCAUUUAUCUACUUGUUAUCAGUUAAACUGAAGUGUCAUGUUAUUAUUUUAGACAUGUGUAACAUGUUAAAUAUAAAUAUAAGUAUGUUUUAUCUUGAGAGAGAAAAACAACAUUUGUACAGAUAGCAUUUGAUAUGUGAGAAGUUGAAAUUUCAGGAGUAUAAAUUCUGCAAGAAUCUAGGAAGUUAUUGAAAUACCGACUAUCUGAAAUGUGAGAAAAUUGUAUUCAGUGUGUACAAAUAAAUUCUUUUUUAAAA